GGGGACCAUUUCUAUAUAACUGAUGGUAAAGUUGCCCGUCUCUCCAUAAUCUAUCAGUGUGUUUAAGCCGAUUCUUUGAGCAUCGACCUGUCCAACUGCCUUAAUCAAGAUGACGUGGUCGACGCUGGCCGUCGUGGUGAUCUUCGCAGUGAUCGCAAGCGUGCAUUCAGCUAUCAACGAAGCAAGACCACACAGUAACAGACCUGGAAGAUUUUUGUCCUUGCCAGUACCGCAAAAAUGCGCAAGCAGACCAAAGGAAUUCAGCUUUAGAGGACGCAAUUAUUUCUACAGUGGUCAUGUGCCACAACAUUCCAGUCAAAAAGUCGAUUGGUUAGAUGCCAGGAACAUUUGUAGAGAAUAUUGUAUGGACCUUGUAUCUCUCGAAACGCAAGAAGAAAACAAUAUGAUUUUCAAACUGAUUCAACAAAAUGACGUACCUUAUAUCUGGACUUCCGGCCGUCUCUGUGACUUCAAGGGCUGCGAAAACCGCCGUGACCUGGAACCCAAAGCUAUUUAUGGAUGGUUCUGGUCUGCAAACAGGGAGAAGAUGGCACCCACAAACCUUCUUCCCAACGGCUGGUCUUACAAUCCAUGGUCGCAAACUGGUCACAAAAAAGUCCGCCAACCUGAUAAUGCUGAAUUCGAUAUCAACGGUACCAACGAAUCCUGCCUUUCUGUUCUCAACAACGUUUACAACGAUGGUAUCGCAUGGCACGAUGUUGCUUGCUAUCACGAGAAACCCUUCGUUUGCGAAGAUUCUGAGGAGCUUUUGAAUUAUGUCGCAAGCACUAACAGGGGAAUUCGCCUUUAAGAAAUAAGCCCUCCAUAUAAAUCCCGCCAUCCCUUCUCGAAUCCUACUCCAAUCCACGAACAUCCGAUUUCAUCAUUUUUUACACAUUUUUUUGACAUUCUACUUUUCUAAGUCGGAACUCUUAAUCCCAGUGGGAAAUCGACAUAAUUUGUUUUUUUUUUUGGUUUAACGAUAUGAUCCUUUAAGAGUAAACAGAAAGCCUCGAGUGUUUAGGUGAUCAGCAACCGAACCUGUUUCAUAGCUGUACGAUUUUUGCAAUUAUCAGACGAAAUUGAGAAAUACGUUUGUACUUCGUUUUAUGUACUUGUAAUUACUAUAAUUGAUAAAGAUUUAUUGAUAAUGUACACAUAUUUAUUGAUAGAAAUCUGGUAAUUCGUCUCUUGUACAUUUUGCGAAUAAAUUGUGACGUAGACGAAA
Messenger RNA from Belonocnema kinseyi, 1228 nucleotides. RefSeq lists its product as uncharacterized. NCBI's taxonomy places the organism in Eukaryota, Metazoa, Arthropoda, Insecta, Hymenoptera, Cynipidae. The coding region runs from base 110 to 811 and encodes 233 amino acids. The transcript is spliced from 4 exons. The record is from RefSeq and is a predicted model, not a curated record.